GCAGUCGGAUAGCAGCGCAACCGUGAUCCGCUUUUUCAGUAUUUUUAAAUAUCUUUGUUCAUCUUCUGUCCUUUCCACUCCCACACUCCUCUAAGCAUCGCCACACACACGCAUACACGCACGCAUACACGCACGCAGCUACACCCCAGCGCGUAGCCCAGGGAGUCAAAUAACUGGGUGAAGACGAGCGGAUGCCGUGCGUGGGAGGGGAAUCGAACAACGACAACUACCUCUACCACUACUACUACUUCAGAAAGGAAAAGGGAAACGCCUUGAAGAAACAACAAGGAAGCAAAAGUACCUCGCACAAAUUGAUGUAUUCGCACAUGCGACUUUUCUCUCUUCUUUUAGUAUUAAUUUGAACGCAACCCCACCUGCUGUAUUAUCCUCUUUUCUUCUCGAAUACCUCUCCGAUAGAUCGCUAUCUCUAUCGAUACACAGAUUUGUUUUUAGUCCAAUGGGCUGUGUCGUCUGCACGUCAUCUGCCACUACCGGUGCGCCGCGUAACAGGCGACCAAGCCACGUGACGUACGUCUACGCCGGCGGCAACGCGCGUGUGCCGACACCGGCGGCAGGGAACGGCGACAGCUCCCCACUCUCCAGCUCGCCGCCGCGCCAGCUGCGCGGCGUGAAGGUGGUGGUGGACAGCGGCAGCGAGGGACCCGCCUGCGCCGUGGCGGACACGACACAGCCACACCAGGUCGCGAGCGUCGGCCGCCGCAACCGCCGGAGGGACAACGUAUCGUUUAGCAGCGGCGAUAUCGCACCCCCGCUGAGUGGGAGGGACACGAAUGGGGCGGCUAGUCCUGAUGCAGCCGCCGCCACCGCCGCGAGUGUCGCGUCGCGGCAAUCGAAGCUGUCUCUGCAGGGGAGCCCCUUUCCGGUGAGUCCCACGAAGCAGCAACGCAUGUCGUCGACGCGCGGCGGUGGCGGUGGCGGUGGUAUCUCCGCCCUGGCGGCGGCACUCGGCUUCACCGUCUCCGAUGGCGCCCGCUGGGGCAUCCCCACCAGCACCCGCUCGCAGCCCUCACAGCACAACCCGCCGCACCUGUCGCACCACCACCUCUCCUCCACCGCUUCCACCUCCGGGCAGGGACACAACAUGCGCGAUUCGAUGCUGUCGGACAUCUCAGAGCUUAUCAGCCCCGUCAGCACGACCGUCACGAGCGCGCCGGAUUUAAUCUCACCAGGCCACGGCAACGCCUUCGGGGCUCGCACGAGCAUCAAAACCAGCUGGCUUCGCCAUGGAGAGGACUUGGAGACCCAGCGGCAACAGGCGCCGCUGAGUAUUGAUGCGGAUUUUUUUGUGUACGACGACAUCGUCAUCUCGAAGGAUGAGGCGCGCACGAAGCACUGGCGCUUAGCUGGGCGUAAGCCGACGAUAACACUGGAGAACUCCGCGGCCGACAACACGCCGGGUGGGCGGAGCCGGCGCAGCAGCAGCCUGAAAGCGAAGCGCUACUUUACGUUCAACGACUUCGACGUGUGCGUGGAUGAGAUGGACUGGAUGCCGGCGACGGCCGGGGCUGCCGGUGUCAUCGCACCGCUGCAGCAGAGCAGCGACGCAGCGGCGAUACAGCCUGAUUUGCGGUCUAUGACGGUCACGAAUACGGUGGCGUCGGUGCCAAAUACGGUUGCCCACGCUGAGGAACUGGCGCGGAAGGUGGCCCCGCCGUUCAACCGCCCGCUGCACAGCUUACAAACGACGACGAUGCUGGGACACGCCACUCGAGUGAAGUGCAUCGCUCUCUCGCCGGCCGAGACGGAGUACGUGAGUUGCAGCAACGAGGACGCCUCCAUCUCGCUCAUGAACCUCGGCGUGCGGGCCGAGGUGGGCAUCUUCACCGGCCACCAAGACACCAUCAUCAACGCCACCUUCUCUCCUGAUGGCAAGUAUCUGGCGACGACGAGCAAAGACAAGUCCAUGAUUCUGUGGGACGUCAUGACGGCGCGGAUGCUGCUGACCCUCACCCACCCCAAGGUCGUAAUUUGCUGCUGCUUUAGCCCUGACAGCAAGUACUUUGUCAGCGGGUGCCAGGACCGCACCUGCCGCCUGUGGGACACGAAGCGGGGAAAGGAGUGGCUGAGCUACACGGCACACGACGGCAUCAUCAUCGCCAUCGCCUUCAGCCCCGACGGCAACUACGUGUGUAGCGCCUCGGCGGACAAGUCGCUUCGGGUCUGGUCGGCCACCACGGCCAAGACGCGACUGCACCUCACCGGGCACACGGGGAUAAUCCUCUCUUGCAGCUACACAGGCGAUGGGCGGUACAUCAUUAGCAACGACGAGUCGUUGCUGCGCGUGUGGUCGGCCGAGGAUGGCAGCUGCACGCUGUCGUUGAGUCCGGCACACGUGGCGAGUUCUGCGCUGCGCAGCGCACGCGGGCCGAAGCUGGGCUGGACGCUGUCGAGUGCAGCUCCCGGUGCCUUCACGGGGUACAUGGUGGCUGCCUGCAACAACCGCUUUAUCUACGUCAUGGACAUCGAAUCCGGCGCCGAGGUGACGAGCGCGUUCUGCAAAGCCCCUGUGUACUGCCUGGCGGUUGGUAGCUGCGAGAGGAUGGCCUGCGGCGACAGUUUUGGGAACAUAUACAUAUUUACGCUGAAGUAG
This is a messenger RNA of Leptomonas pyrrhocoris, 2611 nucleotides long. RefSeq lists its product as hypothetical. The record is from RefSeq and is a predicted model, not a curated record. NCBI's taxonomy places the organism in Eukaryota, Euglenozoa, Kinetoplastea, Trypanosomatida, Trypanosomatidae. Gene Ontology annotation, molecular function: protein binding. The coding region runs from base 458 to 2611 and encodes 717 amino acids. The transcript has a single exon.